CGUGAGAGAGAGAGUGUGUGUGAGUGAGAGAGAGAGAGGCGCCAAGCACUGGAGAGCGGGGGAGGGGAACGCGGCCUCCUCUUCCGUCCACUUCUCUCUUCGGCCAUUCGAACAACAAGGCGAGGUGGGAGAGAAAAAGGGACGAAGAAGGAGAACAAGAGAGUGAAGUAAUCCGAGAGAAAACAAGGCAUAAAUCCAAGUGUUUUUAGUGCUGGGCAUGGUGGAAUGACUGCGUCGGGCGAGCUUCCGAGAUCCGCAACCUGAGAAAUUUCUGAUUUUUCCGGUGCUCGCUUCAGUUCUCUUGCAGAUUCUUGGGCAGGAGGGGCGAUGUCGAGGCCUUUACAUCGCGGGCUAUCCGGCGGUGGACGGGUCGGUGGCGGUAUCAGCGGCUAUAACGUGUUUGAUCAAAAGUACCAGGUGAAGGAGUCUUUGGAGAAUGGAUUUGGUCAUGAGGCCACGAGCCCAGGCAGAGGAGCAAGAAGCCGGCCAAGCCUGACGUUUUUGCUUCUUAAGCUGGGUCUGGUCUUCGUCACCAUCCUCGCACUCUUGGGAUCGCUCUAUUGGGCUGUCUCCAUCUCCAACUCCUCUCGCCACAACGUUUCUCAUGGAUACCGGCGGCUCCAAGAGCAGCUUGUUGCGGACUUAUCGGAUAUCGGGGAGCUGUCACUGGGCAAAGCAAGGUUGAAGGAACUGGAAUUCUGCUCGCCAGAGUAUGAGAACUAUGUCCCGUGUUACUACAAUGUUUCAGAGGGCUUGGAUUUGGGAGAUCAUGAGGCCCCUAUUGAAUACGAGCGUCAAUGUGUUCGUGAGUCUGCAAUUGAUGGGGGCUGCUUGAUUCUGCCACCAAGGAAUUACAGAAUUCCUCUGAGGUGGCCAAGUGGGAGAGACAUCAUUUGGAAGGAGAAUGUAAAGAUCACCGGGCAGGACCUCUCAUCUGGGAGCCUGACCAAGAGGAUGAUGGUGGAGGAAGAGCACAUCUCUUUCCACUCUGACUCCCUUAUGGUUGAUGGAGUGGAAGACUAUUCACAUCAAAUAGCUGAAAUGAUUGGGCUGAGGAACGAGUCUAAUUUCAAUGAAGCUGGGGUCAGAACUGUGCUGGAUAUAGGGUGUGGAUUUGGUAGCUUUGGAGCACAUCUUUUCUCAAAGCAGCUGCUGACCCUGUGCAUUGCUAACUAUGAGGCUACUGGUAGUCAAGUUCAACUCACUCUUGAGAGAGGCAUUCCUGCUAUGAUUGGUUCAUUUGCAUCAAAACAGUUGCCAUAUCCAUAUCUUUCCUUUGAUAUGUUGCAUUGUGCAAGAUGUGGGAUUGAGUGGGAGAAAAAUGAUGGUAUUUUCUUGGUUGAAGUUGACAGACUUUUGAGGCCUGGGGGUUAUUUUGUCUGGACUUCACCUAUGAAUACUCAUAGAUCUCUACGUGACAAAGAGAACCAAAGGAAGUGGACAAGCAUUCGUGAUUUUGCUGAACAUCUGUGUUGGGAUAUGUUAUCACAACAAGAUGAAACAAUUGUGUGGAAAAAGACCGGCAAAAAGAAAUGUUACAGUUCCAGGAAAUCUGGACCUGCAGUCUGUGGUAGAAGCCAUGAUAUUGAAUCUCCAUAUUACCAACCACUCAAUCCAUGCAUAGCGGGAACCAGAAGUCAGCGUUGGGUUCCCAUUGAAUAUCGUACACCUUGGCCUUCUCGGGCUAAAUUGAAUUCUACUGAACUUGAUAUACAAGGUGUACACCUAGAAUACUUUGCUGAGGAUGCUGCAAACUGGAACUCAGUGGUUCAAAAUCAUUGGUCUCUUCUCUCACCUCUGAUAUUCUCAGAUCAUCCAAAGAGACCUGGUGCUGAAGAUCCUGCACCACCUUUUAAUAUGCUCAGAAAUGUGCUAGACAUGAAUGCUCGAUAUGGUGGUUUCAAUGCUGCUUUGUUAGAUGCUGGAAAAUCUGUAUGGGUCAUGAAUGUGGUGCCUAGAAGUGGCCCUAACUAUCUUCCGCUCAUUUUCGAUAGGGGAUUUAUUGGUGUUCAGCAUGAUUGGUGUGAAGCAUUUCCAACAUAUCCAAGAACUUAUGAUAUGGUGCAUGCUGAUGGAUUGCUAUCACUUGAAAAAAAUCAGAAGCACAGGUGCUCCAUGCUUGACAUAUUCUUGGAGAUUGAUCGCAUUCUACGACCAGAGGGCUGGGUGAUACUUCAUGAUACUGCUCCUCUUAUUCAAGCAGCCAGACCUGUAAUAACACAGCUGAAGUGGGAUAUGCGCAUGAUGGAGCUUAACGGUAACAGCGAUGAGAAGCUCCUCAUUUGUCAGAAGCCCUUCUUCAUGAAGCAACAAUAAUGAAUAUGAUUUACCAUGUCCCACAUGGGAUAUGAUAUUUGUUAUUUGUCGAUGGUGGUUGGCAUAAAGUCCCUGUCAAGAAAGGGAACCUGGGGGAUUUAGAAUACGUAGGGAGGUGAGGACCAAAAAAGAAAAAGGAAUUCUACGGAUACAAUCUUCUACUCCUGUGGAACCGCAAGGUGUCCAUAGGGCUUUGUAAUUAGGCAAAUGCAUGCCGGAGAGCAUAGAGUAGGUUAAAUUUCGAUGUUAAAGUUCAUUAUAAGGAUACAAAGAUGAAGCUGCGAAAGUUGUUAUAUUGUCAAGAAGAAUAACAAAUAAAGGAAUGAUAUAUGGAUAACUGUCAAUGCAUUAUAUGGAUGAAUUCUUUCUUCCACUA
This is a messenger RNA of Elaeis guineensis (African oil palm), 2692 nucleotides long. Its product is annotated as probable pectin methyltransferase QUA2. Gene Ontology annotation, molecular function: methyltransferase activity. Gene Ontology annotation, cellular component: cytoplasm. The record is from RefSeq and is a predicted model, not a curated record. NCBI's taxonomy places the organism in Eukaryota, Viridiplantae, Streptophyta, Magnoliopsida, Arecales, Arecaceae.